AUGGCUUUAACGCCAGCAGAAAAACAGCGGUGUUAUCGAGAAAAACGAAAAAUAUACCCAGAGAAGGAAGCUAAAGCGAAGCGCAAGGAUCUAGAGAGAUACCAUGCUCGAAAGAGGCUGGUGACAGACAUAAGUGCAGGAGAAUCCAGGAACAAGUUUUGGCGUCAGGACAGAGAACAUCACAGCCGGAAAGAUUCUAAGGUUCAUACCAUGACAGACUUAUUUCACAGGGCGCUCGUGUCAUCCGACCCUGUGAUAUCGGCUAUACGGCUAAAACAUCGCUUGGUGCUGACUAACACUAGGAAGAAGUUAUCUGACGAAGGGAAGAAAGCAAAAAGAAGAGAACAGGGGAAACUGGCCAUGCGUAAGUUAAGAGAAAAGAUUAAAAAGAAUCCUGAAGCUCUAGAAGAGCAACGUCAAAAGUACCGAGAAUAUUACCACCGCAAAAAAGAAAAGGGGUUUAUUAGAACCAUCAAAGACAUAAGUACUAGUGAACAAAGAAGGUUGCGUCAGAAAUGGAGAGAGGCUUCCCAAAAACAUCGCUUGGUGCUGGCUAACACUAGUAAGAAGUUAUCUGAGGAAGGGAAGAAAGCAAAAAGAAGAGAACAGAAGAAACAGUUCAUGCGUAGGUUAAGAGAAAAAAUAAAAAAGAAUCCUGAGGCUCUAGAAGUGCAACGUCAAAAGGACCGAGAAUAUUACCAACGCAAAAAAGAAAAAGGGUUUAUUAAAACCAUCAAAGACAUAAGUACUAAAGUAUUAUUAAAAGGCGUCCCAGAAGACGCUCAAUUCUUUGCUGUCAUUAGUAAGGAUGAAGACAUCACUCAUGAUAGCGCAGACGAAGAAGAAGCUCUUUUCGUUGAAUCCAAACGAGGAACCACGAUAUUGCAAUAUAAAGGACAAAGAUACAGGAGAGCAUACUCCACCAAGCAUGGUAACAGAUGGCUAUGUUCCGUCAAUAAGGGUUGCGGUGCAUUCGUGUGCCUGAACUCGGAUGAUGAAAUCAUUAUGACUAACGAAACGCACUCCCAUCCGAAACCAGCGAGACUUGAGCGAGUUGAUGACAAACAAGAUGAUGUGGCGGUAGUCAUCACGUCGCGAAAAGGUAAAGAGUUGCUGCUCUUCCGUCAAUUCACCUAUAGGAAGCAGUAUUUCAAGCACAACAAGGCCAGAUGGGUUUGCUCCAACGACAAGAAUUGUCGGGGUGUUAUAUUCACUGACAGCGAUAACGUUGUCACGUCGGCCUUUGAAGAGCACUGUCACCCUCCGCCCAAGUAUUACCUUAAGGCUGACAAUGUUAUUGGUGCACUCAGAGAACCACUUGUGUUUGAGUCCGAUUAGAAAAGGACGAUCCUUUUGUGAUGGUGAUGGUUUUCUAAAAACGUUAAUCCAUUUGGCUAUUCGUGAUUGUUAUUUGUAAACUUGACGUCAGCUGUUCUUGUCGUUCUUAAGGCUGAAAACAGUGGUCAACGCUGACCGUCGGUCGGAGCACUGUUUUAUUCCAUAGAUAUUGCUAAUAUGUAUGAAAUUCUAUGAAUGCGCACACAGCUACGCUGCGCUGAUGGUACGCGCGUACGUCAGUCGACCGACGAGCUAUGAGAUUGUAUGGAUGCGUUCAGUGCUUCACUGACGGAGCGACCGACUAUACACACGUACGUACACUCAAAGCAAAAAUGAAUAUUGAUACAGAGCAGAUAUUACUGAAAUGCGGGUUCGUCCGUCGUCGUUUCAAUAGGUUGGAAAAUUCGAAACAUAUUGGAAUGUUUUAAAGUAUCAUGUAACCUUGCGUUUAGUUCAUCGAAACUUCUGAUUGACAUCUUGUAAAAGUCAAAAAACUUUUCCUCGUCUUCUUGCAAUCUCGAAAAUAGUUUGCAGAAUUCGCCUUCAAGUAACCGUUCUACAAGUAUCGGGUGUACAUGAUAUCUUCGGCGCCUUCUAUUCCAUCGUUUGCGCAAAAAAUAGCGUGCACAUAUUAGAGCAUUUACAGCAAAAGAGUUCAUUUUUCUCAUGAACUAUACACAAGCGUCGCCAUUCGCCGUCAGCGUAGCACUGAAUGCAUUGUCGCACGCAACCGACGGUCAGCGCAGCCGUUUAGGACGUACCGUCGGCGUCGGUCGAACACUGUUUCCAGUCAAAAGCAUGAUAAGUAUAUAGACUGUUGUUGACAACAGUCUGUUUACAAAUAGCAAAUACGAUUAGCCAAAUGAAGUACUGACAUUACAAAUACUUUAUUGUAAAGUAUUAAGGUGAUCGCAAAUAUAUAGAUGUAUGAUAAUGGAAGUGUGCAAGGUUUCAUAUGAUUGCAUACAACCAUGGACGUAGGUAUAAUAAAAAGCAUACAAAUUCUAAAUGCAGCGCGUACGAUGCUGAAAUAUGUGCGAUCACCUUUAUUCCAUGAUUAGGGCUGCAUGCAACCAUGGACGUAGGUAUAAAAAGCAUACAAAUUCUAAAUGCAGCGCGUACGAUGCUGAAAUAUGUGCGAUCACCUUUAUUCCAUGAUCAGGGC
Molecule: messenger RNA, 2503 nt
Organism: Chilo suppressalis (striped riceborer)
Lineage: Eukaryota; Metazoa; Arthropoda; Insecta; Lepidoptera; Crambidae
Source: the annotation of a GenBank genome assembly